Molecule: messenger RNA, 1799 nt
Organism: Exaiptasia diaphana
Lineage: Eukaryota; Metazoa; Cnidaria; Anthozoa; Actiniaria; Aiptasiidae
Product: potassium voltage-gated channel subfamily A member 2-like
Exons: 1
Coding region: 291-1568 (425 amino acids)
Biological process (GO): potassium ion transmembrane transport; protein homooligomerization
Cellular component (GO): membrane; voltage-gated potassium channel complex
Molecular function (GO): delayed rectifier potassium channel activity
Source: RefSeq, a predicted model, not a curated record
UCCAGUGAUAGUUCUCCGCUUGUUAAGUUACCAUCCAAAUUCACAACAACGCAUUGUUUUUUUAUUCCUUCUWGGGGACUGGACAAAAAACAGAAAUAGAUAAAUUCUAUACUCAUUGGUAGAAUUUGCAGCAAUUGUGAUUUUGUAAUUURGAAACAAUCCCGUCGACAACGUUCACAGGCAAGGAUUGCCGCACACGCUUCUUUACGUGUAUCAUCGUCUUAUUUGUUUGAAAUGCAAGUGCAGAGGACUAUCGAAAUAUAACUAUAUUAAUGAAAUGAAGAGGGAAUAUGGAUAGGUGUUUGAAGAGAUUUCAGUUACAAAGACAACCAAAACGCGUGGUGAUAAAUAUUCGAGGUGCUCGUUUUGAAACUUUUGAGAAAACACUUGAAGAAUUCCCAGAAACACUUCUGGGAAACGUGCAAAAACGAAUGGCUUAUUAUGACUACAUGCACAAGGAAUAUUACUUCGACCGUGACAUGGCUUCAUUUGAUGCAAUAUUAUUCUAUUACCAAAGCAAAGGAAUCUUGUCGCGACCUGAUAUUGUUCCUGAAAAAGUAUUUGAAGAUGAGCUUAAUUUUUAUGGUAUUACAGACAGAAUGAGAGCCAAAAGCACAAAUGUCCUAAAAGAUCACUCCUGUUCUCUGCCGUCUUAUAGAUGGCAAAAAAUGCUAUGGAUUUUUCUUGAACAACCGGAUUCCUCUUAUCAAGCCAAAUGGUUCUCAAGGUUCUCGGUUGUCGUGAUAAUUUUAUCGAUCAUUGCAUUUUGCGCAGAGACAAUUUAUAUAGAUGCUCACGCUGACCCUUGGCUGGAUGGACCUUUGGAAAACAGUACAUACAGUAACCUAAACGGAUCUAGACAGAUCAUGUAUACUGUUCGACCAAAAACUUGGUUUUGGAUCGAUACCUUCAUUACAAGUUGGUUUUGCUUCGAGUAUCUGGCCAGACUUGCUUCAUCGCCUUUUAAAAUCAAAUUUAUAUUCUCAGCUUUGUCCCUAAUUGAUCUAAUUGCUAUUUUUCCCUUUUUUAUUUCGCUCUACGUAACUACAAAGUAUAAACAUGCUAUUACUUUAACUGUUCUCAGAGUUUUUCGUCUGCUCCGGGUGUCACGCGUUCUAAAACUGACRCGAUACAUUGCCGUUUUGAGAAUUCUUGGUUAUUCGAUAAGGACAUGCCAUUAUCAACUGUUUUCUCUAGCUAUAUUUUUGAUAAUCUCUGUAGUGAUGUUUUCAAGUGUGGUCUAUUUUAUAGAAAAAGACGAAAAUCCUCAGUUUACAAGCAUCUUUCAAUCUUUCUGGUGGUGCAUUAUCACUAUGACGACGGUUGGAUACGGAGAUGUUGUACUUCAAACAACCUCUGGCAAAAUAGUUGGCGCAUUUUGCGCCAUAUUUGGUGUAGUUGUUGUUCUCUGUUUACCAACGCCUGUAUUUGUUUUGCAAUUUAAUAAACUUUACUGCGAGUUUCUGGGUAUCGAGUUAAAAGACAAAGGUCUCACUGGCGUUAAAAAGAAGAAUUACGCACAAAUCAGUACUACAAAAAAAUCUACAUAUAGAAAUCCUCGCAAAUAGACUGUCAGCUAGAACUCAAUGCUGAAAAUUAGUCUGUUUUGAAACAGUAAAUGCUCUCUUCAAGGAAGAUUUUAGACUGAUAAUAUAUAAAAACAAAUGCAAAAUGAUAUCGCAGCAAGCCAUCGUCAACUGGUUACAAUCUCAGCCAAUCCACUGAACUGAGUGGGAAGUGAUGUUCAAUUAUGCUAAUGUUAUUAAAUCAUUCCAAUACUUUAAAUACUGCUUGUUUCA